CGCGGACCGCUUUACGUAAGCUUUUCCAGCUCCGAGCGCGGUGCCAACAGAGCAACUGACGUCCUUCCACGUCGUUUUGAGGUGGCCCUGCUCCACCGGUACGUACCUCCAAGCUCGUUUCCGUAAGGCACUCACUCCGUACUCCGUACGCCAAAAUCUUUUUGUUGCGCCAGGGCCGAUCCGAGCGACCUCUCGCUUCCUCUCCUCCUCCUCCUCCGACCACUUCCAUCACCAAACCACCAACGCGCAUCUUCUUCCACCUUGUCCCCCAUCGCGAGGCUCUGCUCCAUCAGAACCCCGUUCUUCGUUUCAAUCUCCAUCGCGAGACACACACUUCUCUCUUCUCUACCCUCACAUUUCUUUCAGUCUCUUUCAGCCAAAAAGUCAGCAUCACCAACAUCAUGUCGCGCGGUGGCACCACCUUGUACGUGACUGGCUUCAGCCACGGCACUCGCGCCCGAGACCUCGCCUACGAAUUCGAACGCUAUGGACACCUUGUCCGAUGCGACAUCCCUGCUCCUCGCUCGGCAUCCAGCAGACUGUUUGCCUUUGUCGAGUACGAGGACCGUCGCGAUGCUGACGAUGCUUACCAUGAGAUGCACAACAAGCGCAUCGGUCGCGACGACAUCCUGAAGAUUGAGUGGGCUCGCACCCCUCCUUCCGCCUCAUGGCGCUUCGACUCUGGUCGUGACCGUGAGCGCGCUCCUCGCCGCUCCUCUCCCCGUCGUGGCCGCUCGCCUUCUCCUCGUCGCAGCACCCGUGACUACUCUCCCCGAAAGGACGACCGCCGGGACCGCGACCGCGACUAUGACCGUGGCGACAGACGCGACACCCGCGACCGUUCCCGCAGCCCUGACCGACGUGAUCGAGACGCCAAGGAAGACCGCGAAGACCGGGAACCCCGUGAGAACGGUACCAACGGUGACGAUAGAAAGGCACUGGACAGCCCUCCCCCUGCCCAUGACGACCUGGACGUUGCUGCGGAGUGAUAAGUAUACCUGGCAAUUUCUCUUGUCGGGUUGUGCGCGGCUGUGCCAAAAGUUUUUCUGAUUUCUCACCCGGUUCUCCUCUCUCUCACACCAUCUGAAUCCUGGAUCUGUAAAGUGUCCUCACCUUCUGGGAGAUAUUUAGUCUCGAUGCGACCGGUCCGGCUUCUUCGAGUUUAGCACACGACACCCCGGGCUGUCCGAAGUUGGCAGCAUCCGAGUCACCAGACAUACCUAUCCAGACUCGAUAUCGGCGGGACAUACGUUUCGGAAACGAACGCGAAACGGCGCGAAAUUAUUGGCGAGGCGGUCUUUUGAAAGCAUUACCCCCUAGUAGUUAGAAAUUGACAUGUAGGUUUUUCACAGCAGCCUCCAGAUGUGGUCUGAUGGCUUAAUUUGAAGCUCUUUGACAU
This is a messenger RNA of Colletotrichum scovillei, 1399 nucleotides long. RefSeq lists its product as uncharacterized. NCBI's taxonomy places the organism in Eukaryota, Fungi, Ascomycota, Sordariomycetes, Glomerellales, Glomerellaceae. The record is from RefSeq and is a predicted model, not a curated record. The coding region runs from base 402 to 989 and encodes 195 amino acids. Gene Ontology annotation, molecular function: RNA binding. The transcript is spliced from 6 exons. Gene Ontology annotation, cellular component: nuclear speck. Gene Ontology annotation, biological process: mRNA splicing, via spliceosome.